Messenger RNA from Armigeres subalbatus, 2877 nucleotides. RefSeq lists its product as uncharacterized. Gene Ontology annotation, biological process: DNA integration. NCBI's taxonomy places the organism in Eukaryota, Metazoa, Arthropoda, Insecta, Diptera, Culicidae. Gene Ontology annotation, molecular function: nucleic acid binding. The record is from RefSeq and is a predicted model, not a curated record. Bases 1 to 2877 code for a protein of 958 amino acids. The transcript has 2 exons.
AUGGUAGUACGUUGUGCGUUCAGGGCAAGCAUUGAGGUAGUAGAUGCGACUAAGCCAGUUGUGCGUGCAGAGUUCCUCGUCGUUGAUGGAGGUCGUCGGUCCCUACUCGGGCGACACACAGCAAGCGAAUUGAAACUGCUAAAGGUGGGACUCUCGGUAAACAAUUGCGAGGAACUUUCACCCAAUGAAAUCUUUCCAAAAAUGCCGGGUAUUAAGAUCAAGUUCAGCGUGGAUUCAUCCAUCCCACCCGAAAGGAACGCGUAUUACAAUGUCCCGGCAGCGUUCCGUGAAGCAGCCAGAGCACGUCUGGAUGAGAUGGAGUCUCGUGGUAUAAUUGAGCGCGUCACGAAAGCACCGGAAUGGAUAAGCGGCAUGUCGGCGGUUCCUAAAGGCAAGAACGACUUCAGACUGGUUGUUAAUAUGCGGGCGCCAAACAAGGCGAUUAAACGCGAAUACUUCCGCAUGCCUGUAAUCGAAGAAAUGAAAAUAAAGCUUCACGGAGCGAAAUUUUUCACAAAAUUAGAUCUGCGGAAUGCGUAUCUUGAGCUCUGUACGGAGUCACGCGACCUCACGACUUUCCUCACAGAGAACGGCAUGUACCGGUUCACCCGGCUAAUGUUCGGUGUGAACUGUGCGCCGGAAAUUUUUCAGCGGGAAAUGUGCCGUUUGCUGGAAGGGGUGGACAACAAAAUUGUCUACAUCGAUGAUGUCCUGAUAUACGCUGAUACGAUAGAGAAGCUUAGAACCACCACCGGAGAGGUACUGAGGAUAAUCAGAGCGAAUAAUCUUACCCUCAACGAAGAGAAAUGUGAGUUUGAUAAAGAUUUCACUACAUUCUUGGGACACGGCUUAGAUGCCAACGGAUUCCAUGUAGACGAGGCUAAAGUGAAAGCAAUCCGUCGUUUCCGACCACCAUCCACCGUGUCGGAGCUAAAAAGUUUCCUGGGAUUAGCCUCCUAUGUAAGUCCAUAUAUUCAGGAUUUUGCCGAUAUCUCUAGCCCUCUGUGGUUCGCCACCACUAAUAAAAAUUGGUGUUGGGGCCCUGAACAACUCACAGCGUUCGAGGCAGUUAAAGGCCGAAUCACACAUUGCACAACAACACUUGGAUACUUCUCCGACAACGAUAACACGAUCUUAUACACGGAUGCGUCACCCAACGCCCUUGGUGCUGUACUUGUACAGGAAAACCCGAAUAAUUCUCCCCGCAUAAUCAGUUUUGCGUCAAAAGCCCUCACAGAUACUGAAAAGAGGUAUGCGCAGAACCAGCGUGAGGCCUUGGCAACAGUGUGGGCCGUCGAACAUUUUUCGUUCUUCUUGCUAGGCCGUCACUUCACGCUCAGAACUGAUGCACAGGGUGUAGCCUUCAUUUUAAAUCGAUCGCGUGAAAAUUCAAAACGGGCCCUAACAAGAGCUGACGGUUGGGCUCUUCGUCUUAGUCCAUAUAAUUACGAAGUACAAUUUAUUCGUGGACGCGAUAACAUCGCUGAUCCGUCGUCCCGGCUGUACAUCGGCAAUGACGACGCUUUUGAUGAAAGACACAGUCCAUGGGAAAUAGCCGCGCUAGAGGCGAAACCGGUCGAAUUCUUGACUGUAAAAGAGCUCCAAGAAGAGACAGCUCUAGACUCGGCUCUUCAAGAUGUUAUUGAUUCGUUAGAAAGUGGUGUAUGGCGUAAAGAACUCAAACGGUUUGAGAGCGUUGCUGGAGAUUUGUCUUUUGAAAAGGGAAUCCUGGUUAAAAAUGGUUGUGUCGUUGUUCCCAGCAAACUACGUGAGAAAACUCUCAAUCUGGCCCAUGACGGACAUCCAAUGGCUGCCAAACUAAAGAGUAUUUUACGAGAGCGAGUGUGGUGGCCUGGCCUGGCUAAGGACGCUGAAGAGUGGGUGAGGAGCUGCCAGAUUUGUGUAACGAACGGUCGACCCGAGAAGCCAACUCCCAUGAAGAGAAUCCUAGCCCCACAAGCUGUAUGGGAAAGUAUCGCGUUGGACUUCAACGGGCCUUAUGCAAGAUUUGGAGGCAUUUCAAUCUUGUUAAUUGUCGAUUAUCGUUCCAGGUUCCUGAUUGCACGCCCAGUGAAAUCUACGAGCUUUGAACAGACAAAACUCGUAUUGGAAGAAGUUUUUACACGCGAAGGUUUUCCUAAAAGUAUUCGUUCGGAUAAUGGGCCGCCGUUCAACGGAGAUGAGUAUCGAACGUAUUGCGCAGACCGUAACAUUGAAACCGUCUUCUCAACCCCUUUAUUCCCACAACAAAACGGCCUCGUAGAAUGCUAUAUGAGGCUAGUGAAUAAAGCGAUGGCAUCCGCAGUUAGCAGCCGGUCUUGUUUUGAGAAAGAACUGCAGGCUGCUGUGAAUGCGCACAACGUUGCUGCCCAUUCGGUAACCGGCUUCCCUCCAGAAGAAGUAAUGCUAAGUCGAAAAAUAAAGCGUAGACUUCCGUUGCUGCGACAUGAGAAAGUGGUAUGUGACGAUGGCCUCCUUAAUCGUAGGGAUAAACUUGAGAAGCUCAAAGCCAAAGAACGCGAGGAUACCAGGAGAGGAGCAAGAGCAUGCCGUGUAUGCCCAGGCGACAUGGUUAUCAUUGAACGGCUAAUCCGCACCAAAGGGGAUAGCAGAUUUGACCCACAGCGUUACACGGUCAUCAAGGAAGACAAUGGAAGUCUUGUCCUGCAGAACGAGAGCGGCCAAAUCGUGAAGAGGCAUGUCACACAGGCUAAAAAGGUGGGACCUUGGCGUACAACCAACCCCAGAACGGUCGAUAUCACUUCUGCUGGUGUGAAGGACAAACAUAUCCCUUUGGCGGAGACACCAAAACGUCCAAGCAGAACCAUUAGACCUCCUUCCUACAUGGAGGACUACGUGCGGUCGCUCGAAAACUGA